AUGAGAGCGGUUUUUUAUGGGGGGUAUCAUCAACGUGACAUUCCUAAUGUUGUCUGGGCAGACGGACACGACACAGCAUCUGCCACUCGUCUCCCUCCUCGUUUUGGUACUGCCUCUGACGAACUUUGGGACUUGGAAAGCAAUGCAGUGAUAGCCAAGAUCAAUAUGAACCGCAAAAAGUUUUGCUCUAAUCUCAAUUGUGUCAUGCAUUGUUGUGGUAUCCACAUCUCUUUCGACUAUCAGCGAUUCACACCACCUUUUGACCGCCAUAGGGAGAUGUUGAAUGUUGCGAAGCUCAGGAGCCGUGACCUUCUGGAUUACAAGAUGGAGCACAAUCCCGAACCAUGCAGCACUCGGUGUUUUGUGCAACUCAUUCCCCGAGAAGAAGAAGAGAUGUUCAUGGAUACUGACGAUAGCACUGACGAUUCAGAAGACCGAGAGUUUGUUUCAGCCCUUCUUCGUUUGGAUCCGGACAUGUCUCCAUGCGAUAUUGCAACGAUUGCGGAGGUAGAUUGCUCUAAGGCAUUCAUUAUUCGUCAAGAGCUUAUUAGUGACCACAGCAUCCACAUUCCAAGGCCUUCCAAGCGCUCAAAAAAGGCCAAACGAUGGCUGACACCAAAAUCAUUAAAAGUCUUGGGCACUAAUGACGAGGACGAACGUCAAGCAUAUACGAAACCGUGCACUCAUUCCGGCGAAUGCCACAAGUCCAAGGCCAGAUUUGGAACGUCACAGUGUAGCUGCGUGAUGGCUGGGGCUCAUUGUGAGCGAAACUGCGAAUGCCCACCCACUUGUAAACAACGAUGGACGGGUUGUAACGUUACAUGUGCAAAAAGAAAGCACUGUGGAAGCCACAGGAACUUGGGAAAGGAAUGUGUGUGCCGAACAGCUGGAAGGGAAUGUGAUCCCGAACUUUGCACCGGUUGUGACGCGCGUAACUUUGAAGCCAAAGGACGAGGAGCUAGGCAUUGCGAGAAUAUGGAUAUCCAGAGAGGAAACUUCAAGUCGAUUGUGGUGCGGCCCGGCGCGUACGGUUUUGGAGCAUUUGCUGGCGAGAAUAUCAGCAAAGGAGACUUGAUUGGAGAUUAUCCAGGCGAAUUAGUGUUCGCCUCGGUAUCGGACUCAGAGGACCAGACACCGCCAACGCCAGAUGUGAAAAACGAUGACCAGUUACCUCCACACCACAGACAUACCAUUUCGAAGCAUUUCAAGGCUAAUUAUGUCUUCGGCAUGGGACCCAUUUUGGAUGUGGACGCUAUGUCGAUUGGCAAUGGCACACGGUUCUUGAAUGACCCCAAACCGCAAACAGGCAACUGCAGUCCGGGAGAAAUAGUCGUGAACGGACAACGGUAUAUUACUAUCCAUGCGGAUAGAGCGAUUCCGAAAGGCAGAGAAUUGACGUUGUCAUAUGGAGAGGCUUUUUGGGCGGAGUGA
Messenger RNA from Mycena indigotica, 1431 nucleotides. Its product is annotated as SET-domain-containing protein. Gene Ontology annotation, biological process: chromatin remodeling. The transcript has 13 exons. Gene Ontology annotation, molecular function: protein binding; histone methyltransferase activity. Lineage: Eukaryota; Fungi; Basidiomycota; Agaricomycetes; Agaricales; Mycenaceae. Bases 1 to 1431 code for a protein of 476 amino acids. The record is from RefSeq and is a predicted model, not a curated record.